AUGGCAUGGGACAAGGGCCUGGCCAGCCUCCUUCUCGUUUUCACUCUUCUUCAAGGAGCGAUGACCGAGACCACAGAAGAGAAAAUCACACUAGAAGUGGUUGAUCAAGAAGAUGGGUCGGUGGUUCUGAUUUGUAAACUGAAAGAUGACGGAAUCGUCUGGUCUAAAAAUGGGCAGAAUAUCAGCAUCCCAAUAAACACAAAGGACAAGUGGAACUUGGGAAGUAGGACAAAGGACCAUCGCGAUUUUUUUCAGUGUCAUAACUCAAAGGGCUCUUCAAACAUACUCCAGCUGCACUAUAGAAUGUGUCAGAACUGUUUGGAGCUAAAUACAACCAACAUACUCGGCUUUGUCUUUGCUGAAAUUUUCAGCAUUUUCUUCCUAGCUGUUGGGGUCUACUUUAUUGCUGAAUAUGAUGUAGUUCGCCAGUCAAGAGCUUCCGACAAGCAGACACUGUUAGCCAAUGACCAGCUCUACCAGCCACUCAAGGACCGAGGAGAUGAUCAGUAUAGCCACCUUCAAGGAAACCAGCACAGGACAAAGUGA
Messenger RNA from Suncus etruscus (white-toothed pygmy shrew), 546 nucleotides. RefSeq names its product T-cell surface glycoprotein CD3 gamma chain. Bases 1 to 546 code for a protein of 181 amino acids. Gene Ontology annotation, molecular function: transmembrane signaling receptor activity. Lineage: Eukaryota; Metazoa; Chordata; Mammalia; Eulipotyphla; Soricidae. Gene Ontology annotation, cellular component: external side of plasma membrane; alpha-beta T cell receptor complex; membrane. Gene Ontology annotation, biological process: cell surface receptor signaling pathway; positive thymic T cell selection. The transcript is spliced from 6 exons. The record is from RefSeq and is a predicted model, not a curated record.